Messenger RNA from Aphidius gifuensis, 3809 nucleotides. RefSeq lists its product as uncharacterized. NCBI's taxonomy places the organism in Eukaryota, Metazoa, Arthropoda, Insecta, Hymenoptera, Braconidae. The transcript has 2 exons. The record is from RefSeq and is a predicted model, not a curated record. Bases 104 to 787 code for a protein of 227 amino acids.
GUAUGUUUUUUUUUACUAAGAUUUGAGUAUGUAGUUACAAAAUUGUAGUUGUCAUUUUUGAUAUAAAAAAAAUAUAAUAAUAUUUAAAGAAAAAUAAUAGAAAAUGGAUACAGUUGCUCACUUAUGGAAAUGUACAAAAACUUUAGCAAAAGAAAAUAAUCCGAAAGCUAACGAAAUAAGGAAUCAUUACGUACAAUGUUGUCGAGACUUGGGUGACCUAGUGGAAUUGCCAAACCAAUUUUUUGGACAAAAUUCAAUGUGUAAAUAUUGUGGUACGUUAUGGAAUUCUGUUGAUCCUACAGUAAGAAUAGCAAAAGGUAAAAAUCCAUCAGCUUCAAUUAGAAAAUUAAUUCGACGAUCACAAAAGAAAAAAUCAAAUUUAUCAACGUUACACAAAAAACUUAUUGAUAGAUCAAAAAAAAAUCAAUCAAAUAAACUUAUUAUAACGUGUUCUUGUUGUUCAAAAAAGAGUACAGUUUCAUUAAACAAAGUGAAAAAAGAAAAAGUAAAAAAACCAAGUGUCAUUGCUCAAGAUAAAGAAUUAAAUUUGAAAAAAAAAAAGAAAAAGAAGCGAGAUAAAACAGCUGGUUUAAUAAUACCUAUUUCAAAGGCCCCUGAUGUAAAUUACAUGGAUAAUUCAAUUAAAAAAACAUCAAAAAAUUUGACUUCUGUAGCAGUAACAGCGAAAAAAAUAAAUUUUUUAUUAAAAGCAAAAAGAAUUAUCAAUUCGACAAAUGAAUCUUCAGACAAUAAAACUGGUCUAUGUUCAUUAUUGACUGAACAUUGACAUUAAAAUAUUACUCAAUAUUUAUUAUUCUAUUUUAAGACAUUAUGUUAUGGUAUUUCACGAAUAAAUGUUGUAAAUAAUUUUACAAAAAAACAAUACCCACUGAUUGUAUACAGAAAUAUAUACAAUUUUUUUUUAUUAUACACUGCUGCAAUGCCUCAUUGAUCCACCGAGUUCCCCAGCUUACAGUUAGUUUGCAGAUGGCGCUAAAAGUAUUUAAAAUAUACAUUUUCCCCGUGGUCGUAAUGAAUUUUUAAUUAUUUAUUUAUCGAAUACACAUUUUUAUUAUACUUGAAAAUCGAUUUUCUAUAUUUCUAAUUAUUAUUUUUAAUUUUCAAGUAUCGAUUGGCCAAUUAGUCUAUUGAUUACACUAAAAAAGAUAAUUUUUAUUUGCAAAGUUAUGCUGGCAAGUUAUUUACUUUGACUGUUACAUUUGACUGACAAAUAAAUUUUUAUUUUAUUUUAUUUAAAUUUUACAUAUAAAGGAUAAUUAUUAUUUAUAAUGAAUUUAUUUAUUUUUAAAAAUUUAUUUCAAGUAAUUGUAACAAAGAAAAAUAAUAUAGAGUCACGUGUGUUUAUUAAUAUAUGUAUUUUUAAAAUAGUUUCAUUUUGAUUUUAGAUAUUAAAUAUAUUUAAUUUUAAUUCUUGAUAUUAUCAAAAUAUGUAUCGAUGUUCGAAAAAAAAAUGCAAUGAAGUAUAAUAUUACAAAUAAUAAAGUAUCUUAUCUUUUCUUGGUAGCCUUAUUCUCGACGUUGUUUUCAUGCAUUGUAGAUCUCAUGUAUAGAUAUAUGAUUACGUCAUCGAUCAUAGUCUUUGGUAGGCAUAAUUAUAGCCAGACAUCUAGGUUUUUUAGUACAAAAAAUAUUCCAUAACGAGGGAAAAACAUAAUUUACUAUUAUUUGUGACAAAAAUAUUUGAAAGUUUCUUUUUCUUUUUAAAUUUUACAUCAGGUUUUUUUUUUUAUAUCAAUUGUAUAAAAAAAAAAAAUCGUCAUGAAUAUUGAUGAAGAUUGUGUUUGUAAAGAUCUAUUCACAAUAACAUAAAAUAAAAAAUCCUCUGCUUAUAAAAUAUUAUACUGCUCCAAUAUUAUUCUCUUCAUGCAGCUCAAUGUCAACAAUAAUGAUCCAACAUGUUGACUAUCAACAUCAUUUUUGUAAAGUUCAUUUUCAAUGAUUUUUAACAAAAUUAACAUGAAUCAAAAUUAUAUUGUCAUUCAAAAUUGUCUUCAGAAUCCAUUUCAUUUAAGUUGCUCCCUAUUGAUUAAUUUUAUCUUCUCGAAUUCGUGGCAAAGGUUACUCUGAGGCAAUAUUCAACUAGCUUGACAUUAUUGAAGUUAUGAUAGUGCCCGUCUGUCUGACUCUCAAGAAACCAACUUACAAAUAGCAUCGACCAUCUAACGUAACCAAAAUUAAAGAUAAAAAAAAAAAGCUAAAAGCACUAUGAAGUUUUUUAUACGUUUAUCUGAAAUCUUUACAAAAAUAAACUUCGAUAUAAUACUAUGUAUACAAAAAAUUUAUAUAUAUAUACAUAAUGUUGAACAGUUCUAUAUAGCUUCACGAAUUACUACAGUAUUUCUAUAGCUAGCUGAAGUAAAACUUUCGAAAACUAGUUCAUCAAACUGUCACUGUAAUUUACAAUAGUAAUUUGAAUUGGUAUUUUCGAUAAAAUUUAAAAUUCUAGUGCUAGCAAUAGUAUAGUAUUGAUAGUUGCAAAGGAUGAAGUGCUUACAGUGAGGUCAAAACGUCACCAUAACGAAGGGCAUCGUCGAGGACAGUGUGGGUUGGUUUUGGUAGCAUGCUAAAUAUAUAUAUGUAUAUAUAUGCUAUAAUGUUAUAUACCUUAGAUCUAGAGAGAAUGGUUGAAUAUCAUAUGGGAGCAAAACCGAGUAAAAGCAAUGGAGGUUAGGUGUAUGUAGUAAUGACGAAGGGCCGCCGGUAAGAGAGAACGGUAGAGACCGGUGGAGCGGUUGUAGUCUCUUGGCGAAGGCAGACAAGAAGAGACGACCGCUUGAAAUCCCUCUCCUUCCCGCUUUUCCUGCCUGCUUGUUGCCUCCCGACCGCCAUGCUACUACGAAGCAAGCGAACGUACAGCUAGGCCGGCACGGUCCUUUAGCCCAUUUGGCAUUUCCCCAGCUAUAGCGGCAGUCCUGUAGCCCAUCGUUGUUAUCGUCCCGCAGCUGCAUAAAGUCGGUUCUCCCUGCUCUCUCCCCGUCUACCCCGCGUCGAUCAACGCCCCUCUAGCUCUUCGUCCCGUUGAUGCCGCCACUUUCCCACUCUGACCCCUUAUGCGCGUUUCCUCUCUGUGUUUUCUCCCCUCGUAGCCCCGUACCUCAUUUUAUUCGCCUCGUAUUCAGGCCCAGCCCAAUACAUUCAAAGUUUCUAACACAACAGAAUUCUAUAUAUAAACAUAUAAAGCUGCCUUGAUAUACACCAAUCCCCGUGAGUACCCAAACUUGGCAUCGUAGCCUGGCAAGCAAAGCAGUAACCAUUUUUCUCCCCUUACUCCGUUUAUUCGUCAUCCUAUUCUUUUGUUUUUGUUACUUUAUAAUGUCGUCUUUGUCUUUUACGUAUACAGCGCCAAUAUGCGAGACGCUAUGGUACUAAAUACAUUGCGAAUUUCUCUUUACUUCUCUACACCCCUCGACAGUCCACGGCCCCGUUUGCAAAUCGACAUAGGCAACUCAGUACACCAUCACAGCUCAAGCUGACGCAUACUGCACUAUAUAUAUUCAACAUUAUAUUAUAUUUUGUAUACCGUCCUUGUUUUUCUAUCGAUUCCCCGCAACCCCACUGUCACCCGUCUCGUGCUUUUUCUUUUUACUUCUCGAUCCAACACACCGCGCAGUAGAAAAACGAUCUCUCUCUGUCUUUCUUUCUCAUAAUGUUCCGACCGCGCCUUGUCUCUUUCCGCUAUAACCUUGGUAGAGAAUAACCCACCGUUCAAUUCAAGGAAUUAUGACGACGCUCUCUUUUUCACUCUUUUUCUUACCUUCUCUACCGAUCGACUCCUCUCUCUCGCUUGG